Messenger RNA from Vanessa atalanta (red admiral), 1221 nucleotides. Its product is annotated as odorant receptor 85c-like. Gene Ontology annotation, biological process: sensory perception of smell; detection of chemical stimulus involved in sensory perception of smell. The record is from RefSeq and is a predicted model, not a curated record. Gene Ontology annotation, cellular component: plasma membrane. Gene Ontology annotation, molecular function: olfactory receptor activity; odorant binding. The transcript has 9 exons. Bases 1 to 1221 code for a protein of 406 amino acids. Lineage: Eukaryota; Metazoa; Arthropoda; Insecta; Lepidoptera; Nymphalidae.
AUGGGUGAAAUGGAAGAUUUUCCGUAUGAAUUCACAAAACCUCUACUCCUAUGUUUCAAUUUACUAAAGAGAUGCAAUAUCGGAUUUUUCGAUGACAACGUUCCAUUUUUACAAAAAUACUGGCGUUCCUUCUUUAUAGUUCCAUGCGUUUUAAUACAUUACAUUUCAACAACUAUAUAUGUUAGUCGUGUGUUUACAAGUCAGAUCAAAAUAUCGGAGCUGGCUUACAUGGUUCCUAUUUUCUUGAUUUUAACUCAAGGAUUCUUAAAAGCUGCUGUUAUUAUACCGAAGAGGGAUAAAGUUGCUAGUUUGGUUAUAAAUCUUGGAAAGUUGUGGAAGACUGACAAUCUAAGUGAUAUCCAACUGAAGAAGAAAAAUCAACUGCUGAAGAGACUGAAUUGUUUCCAUGCAGUAUUUUACUGGGGCAGUUUAAUCGCAACAUCCCAGAAUAUGUUGGCACCUUUACUAUUGACGCUGCUUAAACGAUUCGUCCUUCAACAAGACACGAAAUUGUUAUUGCCCUUCGAAUAUGUGUAUCCCUUCGAUCCUUUGAAAAAUUGGUUUCGUUAUAUUGCGGUGUAUAUAUUUCAAUCAUUUGCAAUGCUGUCAGUGAUUUUUCACUAUAUAGGCACAGAAUUUGUGAUCAUAACAAUCUGUGCUCAUCUUAGCACAGAAUUUGCUCUUCUCCGAGAAGAUCUUAGGCAGAUCAUACCUAGAAAAAACCAACCUGAUACCUUAAUGGCGAACGAUGAUGAUGCAAUAAGGAAUUUUAUACAGAAUCACCAAAAACUGAUCGAAUUAACGGCCUCUUUAAAUCACAUAUUUAAUCUAAUGGUCUUCAUUGAUAUGUUAUUUGUCACAGUGAUUAUGUGCUUCUUCGGCUUGGGCGUCACGGUAGCAUAUGCCGCAGUGGACAUCGCCAAUAAUUUUAUAGCCGUAUUGGCUCUAUUGCUGCCAAUUUACAUACUUUGUUACAACGCGGAAAUACUGAAAGUUGAGAGUUCGGGAAUAGCAGAUUCUGCAUAUGAAACUUUAUGGUAUAAUGGCGAUACACAUUAUCAGAAGACUAUCCAGUUUAUUAUUGCAAGGUCUCAACGGCCUUGCUGCCUGACUUCUUUGAAUUACGUUUCGAUAACUCUGAAUACAUUCACUAAGGUCGUAAGUACAACUUGGUCCUACUUCUCCUUAGCAAGAAGUCUGUAUUCCGAUAAAAUCGAAUAA